Messenger RNA from Amoebophrya sp. A120, 2428 nucleotides. Lineage: Eukaryota; Dinophyceae; Syndiniales; Amoebophryaceae. The record is from the annotation of a GenBank genome assembly.
AUCUCGAACGCGAAUUUGUCUCCGCGCAGGGUGAGAUGUCUGGCAUGACGAAGCAGUGCGUAAUGGACAUUUCGGAAAAGACGGAACAUUUUCUGCGCGGCUUCGACGAGAACAUUUCUGAUCUCCUACCCGCUGAGAUGCUGAACAUCCUGAAUCUGAUAUCCUGAGUAAAGACGUUCCCACCUGGGUGAGAGUUGUCAUGCAAAUGCGCAACGAGGACAGGAACCGAUUUGUAAUGCGCAGCUCCAUGAGAGGCGUUUCCAUUUGUGUUUUGGCAUUUGUAAUGCUGCAAACAGGAUGAGAAAAUGGCUCUCUCAUGUGGCUUCCCUUGCCAACCAGCACUACACUGUAGAGGAAAACUUGUCAUGCACAGCUCCCAAAACUUGGCGACUUGUGUUGCUAGAUUCCGAACUUGACUAUGGGGUGGGGACGUUUUUGCUUCGGAUAUCUGAAUGCGAUCAUCGCGGAGCGCCUCUCUCUGCACCAAACCGUGCACCGCCAGAUCUUCGCCAAGGCGCUGCUGGACUACAUGCUGACGAAUGUGUUGAAAGACGUGUUCGACUAUCAAAUGCAAAUAUGUCUGGGCCUGGAAGGCUGCAUGGUUUGUCAUGCUUGUCUGGCAUGACUGAAAAGUCUGUGAUGCGUGUCGAAGAAGAGCAGACCCUUUUGCUUGUCAUGCAAAAACGCAGUUUGUCAUGCGGAAAACGCAACACCAGGCCCCGCAAAUAUUUCUCAUGCUUGGCUGUGCAUUACAGACCAUUCACUAUAUUCACAACUCAGCAUUAGAAGUUUCCAGACCUCCCAGACAUAUUUUUUGCAAUGCAUACCGACGAGGUGCCAGCGAUCCCGAACCUGGGCGUCUUCGAAAACGCCAGCCCAGUCGUGAAGCCGGAUGGCAACAGCCAAAAGCAAAUGAUGCAGGCUUUGGAUACGCUAGAGAAAGAGGUCCUUGACACCGCGGUCAGUCUGGAUCAGGUGGUGAAACACGCCCAGGCGCGCCUCCCGGAUGACAAAUCGCACGAGGGAAAUGGUGACUUGGUCGCUCUGGUUGACGCCACCCAGCUGCAAACGGCGGUCCAAGUGAAAGAAAACCCGAGGAAUCAAGCGAACUUCUUUAUCCCGCCCACACUGUCCGAACAGAUCGAGUAUGCAAUGCAAAUAUCGAUCUCGGUCUGGAAGCAAGUAGAAUGCAGAUCAUUGUUGCCAUGCUGUUUUUGCAUCACGCAGAAGGUCUGGCAUAGUAAUCGGCCUAGCAUGUUCACAGGUUUAGGUUGUUCUUGACAAGGGGUUACAAUGCCUACUCCUCACGGCAAAUUAAUUCAUUGCCUCACUCGGCGACAAUCAGGAAGUGGGCAACGGCUAAGUACUUUUGGUUCUGCUGUCCAUGCAUGACAGAUCUACCUUACGUGUUCUGAAAUGCGCAUCACAAGUCUGCGCCUUUGUUCCAGUAGACCACUUAGACGUAUUUGCAAUGCAUAUCGCAAAGCGGUUCCUCGCGUUCAACCAGCAUUUGAAUCGGGCGAAGUUCCUGCCGAUCGCUGCGUUUUUGAUGUCAAAUUUGGGGCAGUCGAUGUCGCAUUUGUUCCUCGUGGAUGUGGACAAAUUGGAAAUCGCCUACCGAGAAAAGCUGUUUAAGCUCUUCAAAGCCUACAUCCUGGGCCCGAACGCCGCGUCUGGGAACGAAGCGGACUGCCCGCUGACCUUGAUGGUGGUGCGAGCGUAUUUCAAGAAAAGCAACGAGUAUUACGCGCACGCGGCAACGGAAGAAAACGCGGAAUUGGCUGGUGACUCCGUCGAGUUCCCGACCAUCGAAGCGGCCACCGCGCAACUCGCGGACGCGCACGGGGCGGUGAAUCCCAUUGCGGCCAUUUUGGCACGCCGCACCGCCCGCGGGACGCGAAGACUCGCGAUUGGCAUCACCCAACAGUUGAAUUGGGUGCAAGCGCGGAUCCACAAACUGUGGCAGCUGUACGAGGUCCGGGUCCGGGCACGGGCACAGUGGCUGUUAGAGCAGCGAAUGAAGAACAACCCUGCAAUCGUGGAAGUGGAAGCCACGAAAGCGGUGCUGGACGGGAAUCCGGCUGCAGUGCGGCACUUGAACUCCCGGAUUGGGCAGGACGAGCGAACGCGCGACCUUAUCACCGAGGCGCAGCUCGAACAUUUGAGUGAGGAAGCGAUGGGCGCCAAUGCUGCCACGCUCGGCGGGGACAAGGUGUUGCGCAAAGGGACGUUUGCGCAGAUUCUCGUGGAUGGCAAGCCCCUGUUUGACACCCGCGUCGCGUUCCGCGGGAAAUUUACCCACCCGGACGACGAAUUGCUGCUACUUCAGCAGGAGAAACAGCGCAUUCGCGGUUGGCUGAAGGCCCCCGGUUCCUCGGCUACCACGUUCAUAAACGCGUACACGAGCUUCGAAGCCCAGGAAGUUGCC